Molecule: messenger RNA, 3169 nt
Organism: Alligator sinensis (Chinese alligator)
Lineage: Eukaryota; Metazoa; Chordata; Crocodylia; Alligatoridae
Gene: EDNRA
Product: endothelin receptor type A
Exons: 8
Coding region: 385-1638 (417 amino acids)
Biological process (GO): vasoconstriction; regulation of blood pressure; enteric nervous system development
Cellular component (GO): membrane
Molecular function (GO): endothelin receptor activity
Source: RefSeq, a predicted model, not a curated record
AGCAGUUAAGGCAGGCAGUGCUCCCUCCUGCCCGGGAGGCAACCUCUGCGUUUGAACACGGGCUGGGGCUCCCUUUGGUGCGGCUCGGGGAGGGGGCAGGCGCGCCGCUCCGGCUCUUUCUUCCCUGUGCUGAUCCAGCGGAGGUGGAGAUUUCCCGAUCCCACCCAGCCCGGCGGAGACGGGAGGAUCUGCUCAGCCUGCCUGAACCCGAGCCGCUCGCAAGUCGUGCCGGAGGGAGCCGCCUGGUAGGGCUCGGGGGCGCUGAGCGGGCCAGGGGCGGCGGGUCCCACCUGGGGGCAGCACAAGGUAAAGAAGUGAGAAGGAUCACAGUAAAAUAUUGAAAGAGCUGUUUCACACAAUUUGCUUGCAAUUCAAGGCUUCAGGAUGGGAGCUUUUUGCUUAUGGGUGUCCUUGAUGCUUCUGGUACCAGGAUUUGUCCUCAGUGACAGUUCUGAUAGAUACUACACCAAUCUGAGUACUUUCACCAUCUACUCCAGAACAGAAGCUAACCUACUUCUUACUACCAGCAAACCCAUGGUGGCCAACAAAACUCACCCUUGCAGCCAACAGACGAAAAUUGCUGACACUUUUAAAUACAUUAACACAGUGAUAAGUUGUGCUAUUUUCAUCGUUGGAUUGGUUGGAAAUGCAACUCUCCUGAGGAUCAUUUAUCAGAACAAGUGUAUGAGGAAUGGCCCGAAUGCACUGAUAGCUAGCCUGGCACUAGGAGACCUUAUCUAUAUCGUCAUUGAUAUUCCUAUCAAUGUAUAUAAGCUUCUUGCUCAAGGGUGGCCAUUUGAGAACUCCGAUUUUGGAUUAUUUCUUUGCAAAUUCCUCCCCUUUAUACAGAAGGCAUCUGUGGGAAUCACAGUUCUCAAUCUCUGUGCCCUGAGUGUGGACAGGUACAGGGCAGUUGCUUCCUGGAGUCGUGUACAGGGAAUUGGAAUCCCUAUGAUCACUGCUAUUGAAAUUUUCUCCAUUUGGAUUCUCUCCUUUAUACUGGCUAUUCCAGAAGCAAUUGGUUUUGUCAUGGUAACUUUCAGAUACAGGAAUGAACGCCACACUACCUGCAUGCUCAAUGCUACAAGCCCGUUUAUGGUGUUUUACAAAAAUGCAAAGGAUUGGUGGCUGUUUGGUUUCUAUUUCUGUGUACCACUAGCAUGUACGGCUGUCUUCUACACGCUGAUGACAUGUGAAAUGCUAAACAGGAGGAACAGCAACUUGAGAAUUGCUCUCAGUGAACACCUAAAGCAGCGUCGAGAAGUUGCCAAAACUGUUUUCUGUUUAGUAGUGAUUUUUGCACUCUGCUGGUUCCCUCUCCAUUUGAGUCGAAUUUUGAAGAAAAUGGUAUACAAUGAAAAGGACCCUAACAGAUGCGAACUGCUUAGUUUCUUGUUGCCACUGGAUUACAUCAGCAUCAACCUGGCAACCAUGAACUCUUGUAUAAAUCCAAUCGCUCUCUAUUUUGUCAGCAAGAAGUUUAAAAACUGUUUCCAGUCAUGUCUGUGCUGUUGCUGCUACCAGUCUAAAAGUUUAGUGACUUCAGUGCCAAUGAAUGGAACAAGCAUUCAGUGGAAAAACCAAGAGCUGAACAACCACAUUAUAGAUCGAAGCAGCCAUAAGGACAGCAUAAACUGAAACUAAAGAACUUUGACAUCACUUCAGAAUCCAUCAGGACAAAAAGUAUCACAUCAAAGCUGUUUAAACAGGAAAUCAAUGAGUAUUCCAUGAAAUAUAAUCUAUGCAGACGUUUUUGUGCCCUUCUACCUAAUUACACAGACAUGACCGAGUAGAUUGACCACACACUUAAACUUCUGUGAAUUGGGAUCUUCCUGACAAUGUUCCUGUCUCUGACAAUUAUACUCAUCUUAUUGUACAGUUGAAAGACUCAUUCUGCACUGUGCAGACUGCUUGCUGUCUAUGAACCAGGCAGGAAUGGCCCAGUGUGGAACUGGUACACAGCCAUGUCUUUACAUGAUGGUUGAUUAGAAUUAUUCACAUGGGAUUUUUUGCAAGAUGUCAAAAGUGGAAUCUGGGAGCGUAUAGUUGAUCUCUGCCCUUCUGCCAAGGAAAUACUUAAUUGAGUGGUGGUUAUACUCUGUACAAGAGCAUGUUUAGCAUGAUUUUUACAAAGCUUUUAUUUGGAAAUGUGUGAAUCUGUGCCAGUAUUUUUUUUAACUUAAUUUUGCAAGAUGAGACAAUGCAAGAGCUGAACAUUUUGCAUUUAAAGCACUUUGCUAUUAAAAGAUUGGAACAGACCUUCUCACAUACCACCAACAUUAGGCACUUACAGCAUAGACUGAUACCAAAAAGAAGGAAAUAUAACACGCUACAUAUUCUAACUCUCUGCUUAGUAAACUUUUUUUCUAUAUUGCCAAAAAGAAUAAUCUGUGACAAUAAAAAAGAGGAAGAGGCGAUCUUUCAACUAGUCAUAUUUAACUCUUAAACUAGAUGAACCUAUAUUCAAACUAUAUCUGUUUUGGAUGUAAAUUGAAUUGAGAGUGCAGAAGUAUUAAUGGUGCACCAUAAACACCUUACUAGGACUGUCUGGAACUCUUCUCAGAAGAUAGUCAAGAGCAGUUCACAAACUGUCACAUAAUGGAGCUGAAAUUAUUGCCUCAGCAAAUGAAGACAGAACUCAUACUGCAGUCCAUUAGAGUUGUAUACACAUAAUGAUUUUAUGUCUCAUGCUUACAAAGUUCAGAUGUUUAAAAUGAGUAUAAAGUUCUUAUUGGGGUUAUUAACCAUAAAAAUACUAUUGACAAUAUAAUAUAUAGAAAAUAUUGCUUACAUACAUGUAAACAUGUGACAUGACUUUCAUUACCACCAGCUCUUGUUACAUGGCAAGACAUUUGUUGUUUGGCUGUUAUAUCUGCUAAAUAGAUAGUGUUUUAUUAAAUAGAAGAAUGAAAUAGAGCAGUAUCAGAUACAAUAUGCCUGCUGCAGAAACGUACCAUGAGAUUUAUAAUAUCUGGUAGGCCAGGUUGCAAGGUAAUAACUACAAUGCUGUUUUUAACAUCCAGUUGUGUUGCAAGUAGAAAAGCCUGAACAUUAUUUACCAGGUCAAAGUAUUAAGUGCCUUCUGCUGCACAAUUUCCCAAAUGUUUACACACACAGCAAAAAGAAUCUUUUAAUGUAUAUUAAAAAAAAAUCCUGCUCUUUAAACUAC